Messenger RNA from Schistocerca serialis cubense, 1407 nucleotides. RefSeq lists its product as uncharacterized. Lineage: Eukaryota; Metazoa; Arthropoda; Insecta; Orthoptera; Acrididae. Bases 399 to 992 code for a protein of 197 amino acids. The transcript has 3 exons. The record is from RefSeq and is a predicted model, not a curated record. Gene Ontology annotation, molecular function: DNA-binding transcription factor activity.
UCUCGUGUAGCUUACACCGGAAUGAAGGACAAUAAAUUUCAUGACGUAGGCACGCGUCAUCGCGUGUUCCACGAGUUGUCCGAUCGACUGUUGUGUGAAUGCUGUAUACAUCGACUGUUGUGUGCAUCUUCGAUCUGCAUUGCUAUUUGUUUGUGUAGUUUCAUUGUCCGCGUGUCCGGUGUUGCUCGCGUGAACGGCGUUCUGAACAUGGGCUCUAACGGAGAUGAGAAAGCUUUCGAACAGAUCCUUCAAGAUAAUCUGAAAGAUUUCGCUGUCGGUAACGACGGCAAAUACUGUGGCUCUGUGAUUCGGAGGAAGAGAUCAAAAGACUAUGAAUAGUCUUAAGUGCAUAGGGUAUUCAUACUCGGUAAGGAGCAGCCACCAUCGCCAAAAAUUGCAUGAAACCGCCACCAGCUGACCAUGUUAACCCAGCAAAAAAGAGAUUGUUGAUUAUGGAUACGAAAAAGAGCGAUUGCCCUGCCACUUUUUCAAUUAAAUGUGUUAAAGUGUAUCCAGGCUAUUCUGUUCAAUCAGUAGAUGAUCGUGAAAUUAAAAAGAAAGUUGUCCACAGUUUAAAACAGGCUUUGGAGGCAGCCAAUAAACCUGAAAGUGUUCUUCGCUUUUAUGUGAGGGCGUCACCACCAGACCACCAUACCCACAGCACAGAAAGCAUAAAAGCAAGUGGAGACAUACAUCCCUUGCUAGCUGUGGAAAUAGCAAAGGUUGUUGAAGAUGGAACUACAUCUGUGAGAAUAAUAAAGUUGCAUCUUGAAAGAUUUGUGAACAUAACCUUCACUGGACCACACAAGCCAGAUAAUAUGAACACUACAUUUUACCCCAAACAUCUCACAAUAUAUAGUCAUGUAUACAGGGCCCUUAAGAAAUUGAAGAAAAGUGUGUUUGACCAAGAGGCUUUGCAAAUGCAGGUUAAUGAGUGGCAGAAAGAAUAUAGAGGUGACAAUAUUUUUUUUCAGGCCUUUUUCAGAUGUUGAUGGAGAAAUACAGCCAUUGCUGUUUUGUUACGAGGGUGCAUGGCAGAAGGAUAUGUUAAAAAAAUAUGGAGAUGUAUGUUUGCUUGAUGCCACCUACAAAACAACAAAAUAUGACACUCCUUUAUUUUUUGUUACAGUAAAGGCAAACGGAUGCUGUUUAGUGGUAGGUUUUUUCUUUAUUCAGGUAGAAGAUACAAGGUCAAUUGCUGAAGCACUACUUGUUUUCAAGAGGUGGAAUACAGACUUCAACCCAACCUACAGGGUUACUGAUUUCUCAGAGUCCGAGAUAGCAGCAAUUAAAGAAAUAUUUCCAUUUUCAAAAGUGUACUUGUGUUCAUUUCACGGGGAACAGGCUUGGUGGCGAUUGGUUAAAAAGGGAGGGAAUCUAACUGUAGGAACUGAUAAGGAGUCUGUU